Fulmarus glacialis (Northern fulmar) is the source of this 1475-nucleotide messenger RNA. Its product is annotated as mediator of RNA polymerase II transcription subunit 23-like. The annotation marks the transcript as partial. Gene Ontology annotation, biological process: regulation of transcription by RNA polymerase II; positive regulation of gene expression. The transcript is spliced from 7 exons. The record is from RefSeq and is a predicted model, not a curated record. Lineage: Eukaryota; Metazoa; Chordata; Aves; Procellariiformes; Procellariidae. Gene Ontology annotation, cellular component: mediator complex; transcription regulator complex.
ACCGUCCAGUGACUUACCUGUACAACACUCUUCAUUAUUAUGAGAGGCAUCUCAGAGAGCGCACAAACCUCAAGAGAAAACUUGUUCAUGCCAUAAUUGGCUCUCUCAAAGAUAAUCGCCCACUAGGCUGGUGUCUAAGUGAUACUUAUCUCAAAUGUGCUAUGAAUGCCCGAGAAGAAAAUCCGUGGAUUCCUGAUGACACUUACUAUUGCAAACUCAUUGGAAGACUAGUAGACACUAUGGCAGGCAAAUCACCCGGUCCAUUUCCAAAUUGUGACUGGAGAUUCAAUGAGUUUCCUAACCCAGCUGCCCAUGCUCUCCAUGUUACUUGUGUUGAGCUCAUGGCUCUGGCUGUUCCAGGGAAGGAUGUGGGCAAUGCACUGCUCAAUGUUGUGCUGAAGAGUCAGCCCCUGGUGCCAAGAGAGAAUAUCACAGCUUGGAUGAAUGCUAUUGGACUAAUUAUCACAGCAUUACCAGAGCCGUACUGGAUUGUUCUCCAUGAUCGCAUUGUGAGCGUUAUCAACAGUCCCAGCUUGACGUCAGAGACAGAGUGGGUUGGUUACCCAUUCCAGCUGUUUGACUUCACAGCAUGUCACCAGUCUUACUCUGAGAUGAGUUGUAGCUACACUUUGGCUUUGGCACAUGCUGUCUGGCAUCAUUCUAGCAUUGGACAGCUUUCUCUCAUUCCUAAGUUCCUCACAGAAGUAUUGAUACCCAUAGUGAAAACAGAGUUCCAGUUACUAUACGUUUACCACCUUGUUGGUCCUUUUCUACAACGGUUCCAGCAGGAGAGGACACGAUGCAUGAUAGAGAUUGGAGUGGCAUUUUAUGAAAUGCUCCUGAAUGCAGAUCGGUACAGCUCGCACCUGAACUACAUGGAUCCUAUAUGUGACUUCUUAUAUCACAUGAAGUAUAUGUUUACAGGUGACAGUGUGAAAGACCAAGUUGAGAAAAUAAUUUGUAAUUUAAGACCAGCUUUGAAACUUCGGUUACGCUUCAUAACACACAUCAGCAAAAUGGAACCAGCUGCUGUUCCACAACAACCUCUCAAUAAUGGGUCACCAGCCCAACAGCCUAGCCAAGUGCCUGUUAAUGUUGCUUUGCCAGUAACACAGUGAAAUGAAGUGUUCAGCUGGCCUUCUGUUACUGAUCAAGGUGAAACAUCAGCUGAUCUCAAGUCUUGUAUACUGUAUAAAAGGAAAGAGAACCACGAACAGAUUUCUGCUUCAUUUUCUUUUGCAUAAUGAAGCUGUCUAACUCUAUGCAUGCCAGUCUUCUUACCUAUUUAUAUCAGAUACUAGGUGAGGUAUAUGUUGCCUUUCUCUGAAAGCACUGAGUAAAGAUUCUCUGCAAGCAAAUGCAUGGAUUUCUGAAGAGUUUACAAUAUCCUGCUCCCUAUCCUGGUUUGAGUCAUCUGGGUUUUUCUUUUCUUUCUGUCUGUGAUAUGAAAGGACACUCAAUGUAUGUAGCCUAGU